Molecule: messenger RNA, 1108 nt
Organism: Megalops cyprinoides (Indo-Pacific tarpon)
Lineage: Eukaryota; Metazoa; Chordata; Actinopteri; Elopiformes; Megalopidae
Product: protein Wnt-11-like
Exons: 5
Coding region: 1-1065 (354 amino acids)
Biological process (GO): canonical Wnt signaling pathway; neuron differentiation; cell fate commitment
Cellular component (GO): extracellular region
Molecular function (GO): frizzled binding; cytokine activity
Source: RefSeq, a predicted model, not a curated record
AUGAACAGACCUUCACAGCCAGCUUCUCUGUGUCUGCUCUCUCUGCUGUGGAUGUUCCAGGUCUGCUCUGGAAUCAAGUGGCUGGCCCUGUCGCAGACGCCCGCUUCCAUGAGCAUCAACCGGACUCAGCACUGCAAGCAGCUGCGGGGCCUGGUGUCCGCUCAGGUGCAGCUGUGCCGCAACAACCUGGAGCUCAUGCAGACCAUCAUCCAGGCCGCCCGCGAGGUGAAGAAGACCUGCCAGAAGACCUUCGCUGACAUGCGCUGGAACUGCUCCUCCAUCGAGACCGCCCCGCAGUACCUUCCAGACCUGGAGAGAGGCACAAGGGAGUCUGCGUUCGUGUACGCCCUGUCCGCUGCCACCAUCAGCCACACCAUCGCCCGGGCCUGCACGUCGGGCGACCUGCGAUACUGCUCCUGCGGCCCCAUCCCGGGCGAGGUUCCCCAGCCCGGGUACCGCUGGGGCGGCUGCGCGGACAACCUGCACUACGGCCUGCUUAUGGGCACCAAGUUCUCCGACGCCCCCAUGAAGAUGAGGAAGUCCCGCUCCCAGGCCAACAAGCUGAUGCACCUGCACAACAGCGAAGUGGGCCGGCAGGCCCUGCGAGACGCGCUGGAGCUGAAAUGUAAGUGUCACGGCGUCUCCGGCUCCUGCUCCAUCAGAACCUGCUGGAAGGGCCUGCAGGACCUGAAGGACAUCGCCAUGGACCUGAAGACCAAGUACCUGUCCGCCACCAAGGUGGUGCACCGGCCCAUGGGCACCAGGAAGCAGCUGGUCCCCAAGGACAUCGACAUCAGGCCCGUCCGGGAGAAUGAGCUCGUCUACCUGCAGAGCUCACCCGACUUCUGCCACAGGAACGAGAAGCAGGGCUCCUUCGGGACGCAGGGCAGGCAGUGUAACAAGACCUCCAUUGGCAGCGACAGCUGUGACCUCAUGUGCUGUGGGCGGGGCUACAACCCCUACACCGAGACGCUGGUGGAGAAGUGUCACUGCAAGUACCACUGGUGCUGCUACGUCACGUGCAAGAGGUGCGAGAGGACAGUGGAACGGUACAUUUGCAAAUGACCCCCCACCCACCCCUUUUUCUUCAUCUCGCCCCUGUACCCCC